AUGUUGUUGUGUUACCUUGCAGUAAACUUCCUAUGUACAAACUUCAAAGUGACAGAGCCAGAAGCCAGUGUGACAGAGAUAGUAGCCUGUGUGACGGAGACAGUAGCUAGUGUGACAGAGACAGAAGCCAGUGUGACAGAGCCAGAAGCCAGUGUGACAGAGACAGUAGCCAGUGUGACGGAGACAGUAGCCAGCGUGACAGAGACAGAAGCCAGUGUGACAGAGCCAGAAGCCAGUGUGACAGAGACAGAAGCCAGUGUGACAGAGACAGAAGCCAGUGUGACAGAGACAGAAGCCUGUGUGACAGAGCCAGAAGCCAGUGUGACGGAGCCAGAAGCCAGUGUGGCAGAGACAGAAGCCAGUGUGACAGAGACAGAAGCCAGUGUGACAGAGCCAGAAGCCAGUGUGACGGAGCCAGAAGCCAGUGUGGCAGAGACAGAAGCCAGUAUGACAGAGACAGUAGCCAGUGUGACAGAGACAGUAGCCAUGUCAGAGAAAGAAGCCAGUGUGACAGAGACAGAAGCCAGUGUGACAGAGACAGAAGUCAGUGUCAGAGACAGAAGCCAGUGUGUCAGAGACAGAAGCCAGUGUGUCAGAGACAGAAGCCAAUGUGACAGAGACAGAAGCCAGUGUGUCAGAGACAGAAGCCAGUGUGACAGAGACAGAAGCCAGUGUGACAGAGACAGAAGCUAA
Messenger RNA from Saccoglossus kowalevskii, 693 nucleotides. Its product is annotated as induced stolen tip protein TUB8-like. NCBI's taxonomy places the organism in Eukaryota, Metazoa, Hemichordata, Enteropneusta, Harrimaniidae. The record is from RefSeq and is a predicted model, not a curated record.